Dendroctonus ponderosae (mountain pine beetle) is the source of this 2909-nucleotide messenger RNA. RefSeq names its product protein SCAI. Bases 468 to 2168 code for a protein of 566 amino acids. The record is from RefSeq and is a predicted model, not a curated record. Gene Ontology annotation, cellular component: nucleus. Gene Ontology annotation, molecular function: transcription corepressor activity. The transcript has 10 exons. Lineage: Eukaryota; Metazoa; Arthropoda; Insecta; Coleoptera; Curculionidae. Gene Ontology annotation, biological process: DNA-templated transcription.
AACCGCAUUAGGUACAAACACUUUGAAUUGCGCCAUUUCUUUCUGCGAAUUAAAUUUUGCUGAUUCCAAUUACCUUUUUCCGGGUAACAAGCAAAUGGUCCAAUUGCGCGUUCUACGCGAAACACGCAAAAAGUGCUAAUGGCAAAGUGAACGCAUUGGAGCGCUUUGGAUCAUCCGAUGGACUGCAUGGCCGUUUCUCAAACUUUCUGAAAAGACAGAAAAUGUUGAUUGAAAAAGUGAAAUAAAAGGGGGGAAGUUCCGGCAAAAAAAAUGAGCGCCGCGACGCCUGCGUCGCCCCAACCCCCAAUUCGACGUAUGCCGUGCGAGUCGACGAGCGUCGCCACCGGUCCAGGCGGCCAUGUCCGUCGUUCGAUUUUUGGACGCAGCGGCUCGGCGUCGCGACGACGGGCCAUUUUUUCGAUUUUUCCCACGUUGAUGCCGACCCAACCAUUGUGAAACACGGGAAAAUGGUCAGGAUGGCCGGGAUGGAGGAUCACGAAAGGAAAAUCGUCGUCGAGUUUGUACAUCUAUUGGAAAAGUCCAAACAGUUGUUCAAUGGACUGCGGGAUCUGCCUCAGUAUGGCCAUAAACAAUGGCAGGCUUACUUCGGAAGGACUUUCGACAUUUACACGAAGCUCUGGAAGUUUCAGCAACAACAUCGGCAAAUCUUAGAUACCAAGUACGGACUGAAGCGGUGGCAAAUUGGGGAAAUCGCCUCAAAGAUCGGCCAACUUUACUAUCACUAUUAUUUGCGGACUAGCGAAACCAAUUACCUGAAUGAAGCCUUCUCGUUCUAUGCCGCUAUUCGUGGGCGCGCGUACUACUCAAGGGCAGCGAAAGAAGAUCGGUCCGAGCUGAUGGUGAAGAAGCUGCGCUACUACGCGCGGUUCAUUGUCGUGUGCCUGCUGCUUAGACGAAUGAAAUUAGUUAGAGAACUGAUAGUAGAAUUAGACAGACAUAUCGCCGACUACACCAGUACCUACGAGCCCGACGACCAGAUCGAGUGGAGCCUCGUUCUGGACGAAAUCAAGGCGUUUAUUGCCUCCGACUCUCUAGUGAGCGUCUUGCAUGCGGAUACAAACCCUAUUGUUUUAUCCCACAGGUUGAGCCCACUGACGACGCCGCCAGUAGAAAAGUCGCAGUACAUGAACCUGACGCUGCAAGAGAUCCUGGUAGUGGGUAGCGCUACCGAACAAGUGAAAUUCUCCGAACUGACCAUGGACAUGUUCCGGAUGAUCCAGACGUUGGAGCGCGAGCCUCAGGAGGACUUCAAUCAUAUCUACGACGCGUCACCGGCACCUGGACGCAUGCCCUAUGGAGUGCCCGGCCAGAAAGGAUAUCUGGAGAAUGGAGAUCGGCCCUCUAGGCGGGAGAAUCCCCACAAGUAUCUUCUCUACAAGCCGACACUCAGUCAGAUAUUGGUGUUUCUGGCCAGCGGCUUCAAGGAGCUGCCUGUUAACGGGGCGCUUCUACUCUACCUUUCGUCUGAUGGUUGCUUUUCCACGUCCAAACAUCCGGAGGAUAUGGGUUUCGACCUGGGCGGCGUUUCGACCACCAGCAAACGCGACGGGGAACACAAGAAAACCAAAGAAGUUCACUGCGUUUAUCCGGGCGACCUUUAUCCCUUCACUAGACGUCCCUUGUUCGUGAUAGUGGACUCCGACAAUAGUUUCGUGUUUCAACAUAUACCUAGGUAUUUUGGACAGCCGCUAGUUACUCUAAUGUCGCCUCAAGAUACACCUCCUGCCUUCCAAGACCAACAACACAAUGGGUCUUUAUUUACUCUGUUUCUGCACUCACCGUUGACCGCCUUCUGUUACUGCUGUAGCAUCAACAGCAUAGCCAUCCAUCACUGGGAACGUUGCCAGUCGUUUGUUGAUCGGUUCGUCACUGAGGCUUCCCGCCUCUUUACAAGGGCGCGUGUAGAUCUGUCGUAUCUUCAAUUUUUCGGCGACGAUUUCCUGCGGCUGCUGCUGCUGCGCUACAUUUUCUGCGAGGUUGUGCUGCACUUGCAUCGCGCUUUCCGGGGGCGGCAGUACCGCCCCCGCUGCCAGCCGCCCCUGCCGGAAGCCGAGCUGCUGGAGAAUCCGGCGCUGCAGCAUUUGGUGCUCGACCUGGCCACCCACUUGGAGGUUAGGGCGCAUUUCGAGGGGCACGAACUCGAAUGAUCCAGGUCUUGUCCCUCAUGGAUAGGUUUGGGCCCCAGCAUCAUGUCCUGGUCACCCGCCCCCCAAACCCAUGAGGGAGGAGGGGAUCGCCCCUAUGAGAAACUGAACAUUCCGAUCGUCAAAUUGGCCGCCCGAAUGGUGUUCUUCAAAAUUGUCCGCGUGCUGCUAAAAGUGUCGAUCAUCCGCAUGCAGGUGAUCUGGACUGGCGUUAGGACAGUUUUCGAUUGUUGCCACUGCCGAGACCGUAGUUUGGUUUAAUGAGCUUCACUAUAGACUUAAAGAAUUUGAAAUACCGUGAUAAUACUUAAUUAGAGUAAACUAACUCGAAGGUAAUGCGCAUUGAAUGGCACUGUUUGAGGCGUUGUUGAGGCGUGGAAUGUUCAAUCUUCCAGUCCAUGAUUUGAGGUUCUUCUAAUGUUGCGCACUUUUUACCCCCCCGCUUCAGUUAUUAUGGCUUUUUACUCGUUACGCCCGGUCAAUGCCCAUUACCUGAUUCAGCUCAAAUGGGAGCACAGCGUCUUUCACAAACAAAAAAUCCGUUCACUUUAAAGGCCGUUCAUCCGAAACGGCUUUAGCAUUAAAGCGCAAUUAAUACUUAACCUAAUUUUACCAAUUCAAUUGUUUCUUGCCGUAUUUCCAAACAUCUAUAAGCCACUAAGCGUACGUUAUGGAUUCGUAUGAGUAUUCCGUUUUUAAAUUAUAGGUAUUAUUGAAAUUACUAUUAAACAAACGUUCUUUAAA